AUGGCAGAAGUACACGACACAUUCGUUCCCGGCACCAUCCACCUUGUCGAUGUCGCCUGGGAGCUGAAUCCCGAUCAUGGUCGGCGGCAGGAGCGGGACAUUGUAUUGCAUCCCAAGCCGUCAAGUCAUGCGGACGAUCCGCUCAACUGGUCCUACCGCCGGAAACUGCUGUCGACGCUGUGCAUGUUUGUCUACGCCAUGACAAUCUGCAUUUCUUCGGCGGCAAUCUACUCUGUCCUGGAACCCAUUUCAGAAGCGACCAAUCUGUCGGUUGAUGAGCUCAAUGCGGGCACUGGUUACAUGUUUCUCUCGUUUGGCUGGGGAUGUCUUGUUUGGCAACCUCUUGGUCUUGCCUACGGCAAACGACUGGCCUACCUAUUGAGUGUUUUGUGCACUGUCGCCGUCAUGAUUUGGGCCCCGUUUACCACCAACAAAGGGCAGUGGAUUGCCAGCAAGACCCUCCAGGGCUUUUUUGGUGCUCCCGUCGAGGGUCUUUGCGAAAUUUCCAUGACCGACAUUUGGUUCACCCAUGAGCGUGGAAAAUAUCUCACGAUUUAUGUACUCGCUCUUUACAUUGCCAACAGCAUUGCCCCAUUAAUUGCUGCCUUUAUUGCCGCUGGACAGGGAUGGAAAUGGGUCUUAUACUGGUGUGCCAUCUACAAUGCCGUGUCGUUCCUCUUCCUAUUCUUCUUUAUGGAAGAAACCAACUGGACGCGCGACCAGACCUCGACCGAGGACGUUCCCAUUCACAAUGAAAAGACCGUCGGUGACAAUUUUGACGCUCCAGUAUCAGCCGCUACAAACGUCGACAAGGACAUUGCCGGUGCCGGUGCAAGUCACGGCGACGAGGUGCCCAAGCUCUUUGCUUCGCCUUCCCAUGGCCAGGGCGCCAUGUCUUACACCAAAAAGAGCUACUGGGCCAAGCUACGCCUUUUUGACCGUCACACCACCAAGGUUGUCACUACCAUGAGCCUCUUCCGCCAAGUCACGCGGCCUCUUCUCUACAUGCAGCUGCCAGUCGUGGUCUUCUGCGGCACGGGCGUUGGCUGCUACCAGAUGUGGCUCAGCUUUCUAAACGGUACCGAAUCGAGUAUCAUGAGUGGAUCUUACGGUUUUUCGACCCUGAUGCUCGGUGUGCCGUUUGUCUCGCCCAUUAUCUUUUCCUUUAUUGGCUAUCUCUAUGUCGGCGUAUUUGGUGACCGGUUUAUUGUACGCAUGGCCCGCCGCAACAACGGCGUUUUUGAACCAGAGCACCGUCUCUGGUUGCUCCUGCCCCUCGUCGUCAUUGCACCCGGCAGCCAGCUGCUCUGGGGCCUCGGCGCCUACUACAAGGUCCACUGGAUCGGCCCUGUCAUCGCCAUGGGCUUCAUCUCGUUUGCCACCGUCGUCGGCGCCCAGGUCUGCUACAGCUACUGCAUCGACUCGUACCGGGCUCUCAGCGGCGAGGCCAUUGUGACAGUCGUUCUGCUUCGCAACAACAUGCUCUUUGGCAUCAACUACGGCAUCACACCCUGGAUCACCAAUAUGGGUCUCCGUAACGCCUACACGCUGGCCGCCGUCGUUGCCUUUCUUCAAGUUCUCACUUUCCUUCUUAUGACCACAUAUGGCAAACGUCUUCGUGCGCGGUCUGUAAAACUGUUCCGCAAGUACUGCGCCCAGCUUGAGGCCGACGGGUUGCUUCACUAA
Molecule: messenger RNA, 1686 nt
Organism: Sporothrix schenckii 1099-18
Lineage: Eukaryota; Fungi; Ascomycota; Sordariomycetes; Ophiostomatales; Ophiostomataceae
Product: MFS transporter
Exons: 7
Coding region: 1-1686 (561 amino acids)
Biological process (GO): transmembrane transport
Molecular function (GO): transmembrane transporter activity
Source: RefSeq, a predicted model, not a curated record